Messenger RNA from Plasmodium adleri (nom. inval.), 534 nucleotides. Its product is annotated as conserved Plasmodium protein, unknown function. The transcript is spliced from 2 exons. The record is from RefSeq and is a predicted model, not a curated record. The coding region runs from base 1 to 534 and encodes 177 amino acids. Lineage: Eukaryota; Apicomplexa; Aconoidasida; Haemosporida; Plasmodiidae.
AUGUUUCUUUUGAAAAUAAUUGUAAUAAUAAUUUUUAUAAAAUACAAUGUGGUUAAUUGUUUGCUAAAAAGUCCAUGUAAUAACAGUAGCUUAAGAAACAAUAUAAUUUCUGAAAGAAUAUGUAAUAUUAAAUUACCUACGUUAAGUUAUAAAAAUAUAUUAUUUAAUCGACAUGGAAAACGAAGAAAUAUGAAUUCUUCUCUUUUCAUUCAAUUUAAAGAGAAAAAAAAAUUACCACAUCUUUUAUGCUUUCAUAGUAAGGAUUGUGAAUAUUGUAAUAGCAUGGAAAAAUUAUUAACACGAUUAAAAGAAGAAGAACAAGUUCAUAUUUUAAAAUUAGAAAUGUAUGAUAAUUCAUAUAAUUUUGAAUUAUUACAACAACUAGAUUAUAAUAAUUUAUGUGGAGGAUUACCUUAUUAUUAUAAUUUAAAAACACAUUAUAAUAUAUGUGGAGCAACAACAUAUCAUAAUCUAAGAAACUGGGCAAUAGACAAAAAAUGCAACCCAAACGAACCACCAAACGAAGAGUUUUAA